Molecule: messenger RNA, 1428 nt
Organism: Pipistrellus nathusii (Nathusius's pipistrelle)
Lineage: Eukaryota; Metazoa; Chordata; Mammalia; Chiroptera; Vespertilionidae
Source: the annotation of a GenBank genome assembly
AUGGAAGGGCUGCUGACAAGAUGCAGAGCCAUGCCCACUCUGGCCACCUGCCACCACCAGCUCUCUGGGUACAUUCCCCGCAGGUUUCCCCACUGUGCCCCAGGGAGAGGGAAGCGCUUGGUGCUGUCCCGCAUGUUCCAGCCCCAGAACCUUCGGGAAGACCAGGUGCUCCCACUGGAUGGCAGAUCUGGUGACCUGACCUGUAAGAGCCAGCGGCUGAUGCUGCAGGUGGGCCUGAUCCACCCAGCAAGCUCCGGCUGUUACCACCUCCUGCCUUAUACUGUUCGUGCCAUGGAGAAGCUGGUGCGGGUGAUAGACCAGGAGAUGCAGGCCAUUGGCGGGCAGAAGGUCAAUAUGCCCAGCCUCAGCCCAGCAGAGCUCUGGCAAGCCUCCAACCGGUGGGACUUGAUGGGCAAGGAGCUGCUACGACUUAGAGACAGACACGGCAAGGAAUACUGCCUAGGACCAACUCACGAGGAAGCCAUCACAGCCCUGGUUGCCUCCCAGAAGACACUGUCCUACAAGCAGCUCCCAUUCCUGCUGUACCAGGUGACAAGGAAGUUUCGGGACGAGCCCAGACCCCGCUUUGGUCUUCUCCGUGGCCGAGAGUUUUACAUGAAGGACAUGUACACCUUCGACUCCUCCCCAGAGGCCGCCCGGCAGACCUACAGCCUGGUAUGUGAUGCCUACAGCAGCCUGUUUGACAGGCUGGGGCUGCAGUGUGUCAAGGUGCAGGCAGACGUGGGCAGCAUCGGGGGCACGAUGUCUCACGAGUUUCAGCUUCCAGGGGAGAUCGGAGAGGACCGGUUUGCUGUCUGUACCAGCUGCAGCUUCUCGGCCAACGUGGAGACGCUAGACUCGUCUCAGAUGAACUGCCCUGCUUGCCAGGGACCACUGACUGAAACCAAAGGCAUUGAGGUGGGGCACACGUUUUACCUGGGCACCAAGUACUCCUCCAUUUUCAAUGCCCAGUUUAUUAACGUCCAUGGCAAACCCUCCCUGGCUGAAAUGGGGUGCUAUGGCUUAGGUGUGACCCGGAUUCUGGCUGCUGCCAUUGAGGCUCUCUCUACCGAAGACUGCAUUCGCUGGCCCAGCCUCCUGGCUCCUUACCAAGUCUGCCUCAUCCCCCCGAAGAAGGGCAGUAAGGAAGAGGCGGCUGCAGAGCUCACGGGGCAGCUGUAUGACCACGUCUCAGAGGCAGUGCCGCAGCUUCGCGGGGAGAUCCUGCUGGACGACAGGACCCACCUGACCAUUGGGAACAGACUGAAGGAUGCCAACAAAUUUGGCUACCCCUUCGUGAUCAUCGCCGGCAAGAGGGCCUUGGAGGACCCUGCCCAUUUUGAGGUUUGGUGCCAGAACGCCAGUGAAGUGGUCUUUCUCACCAAAGAAGCAGUCAUAGAAUUACUGAGCCACGUGCAGGUUGUCUAA